UACAUAUUAACAUUAUAACCAUUGUGUUAAGUAAGUUGACACGAUCCAUCUCAGUUUCAUUAAGAUGUGUUCGUUAUUUAAAUGCGGAGUAACCUCCGCAGUUCUUGGCGUUAUAUUAGUUAUAGUGACUUGUAUAGUGAGCUUCGUAGUCGUUCCUGGUGUAGUUGAGAGUAUCAUUAUAUCUGAAGUAGCCUUACAGAAUGGAACAGAAGCGAUGGAUAGAUUUAAGGAGAUACCGUUUCCAUUGGAUUUUAAAGUAAGACUGUUCAACAUCACAAACCCCGAUGAGGUUAGAGCUGGAGGUAUACCCGCAGUCACUGAGACGGGCCCUUAUAUUUAUAAGAUGUAUCAUACAAGAGAAGUAGAAGAGUACGAAGGGGAUAUCAUAAAAUAUCGGACAAGAAAUAUCUUCACGUUCAAUGCUGAAGCCUCAUAUCCCAACACUGAGGACGACAUUGUUACAGUUGUUAAUGUUCCCUAUCAUGGAAUCCUACAAAUGGCUGAAAUACGCUUUCUAGACCUGAUGGGAGCUUUAAGUCUUGGGUUAGAUGGAAUCUUUGGGGCAAAUAAUGGACCAAUUAUGACUGUUCGAGUCGGUGACUUCUUGUUUGAUGGAAUUCCGAUUUGUAAGAAUCCAGGUCUCAUUGGAGGCGUAGCUUGUGGUCAAAUUAAAGCUAUAGGCGCCAACGUGAAGAAUUUAGUUGAAGCAGAAGACGGUUCACUUGUUUUUACAAUCCUUGAUUAUAAAAAUAACAGCCCCAGCGAGUUAUACGAGGUUUACAGGGGCAUCGACGAUGCGAGCAAACUUGGUAUCAUGAAUUUAUUCAAUGGCUCGAAAUACAUUGAUAAUUGGGUAACAGACAUCGAUGAGAAUGGGGAAACCAUACCCGGGAUCUGUAAUAUGGUUAACGGAUCUGACUCGGCGAUUUAUCCACCAUUUGUCGAUAGAGAUAAAUCUCUUUUCGCCCUUAACACGGAUAUCUGUCGGUCCGUCCAAUUAAAAUAUCAGUAUGACUCGGAGUAUGAAGGCAUCCCCGUUGCGAGGUUCACGGUUAACGAAUGGUUUUUAGACAACCACGAAGGCUGUUUUUGUCUCAACGUCACAAGCGGGAUCACACAAGAGAAUGGUUGCUUAUUAAAAGGGGCGAUGGAGCUAUAUAGCUGUGUCGGUGCCUUCAUGGUCCUUUCAUAUCCUCACUUCCUCUACGCAGAUCACACUUAUCAAAAUGGUGUUAUAGGAAUGACCCCUGUUGAAGAGCAACACAGAAUAUUUGCCGACCUUGAUCCAUACACGGGCACAGUGAUUCGAGGAAGCAAAAGAGCCCAAUUUAACGUAUUUAUGCGGCCUGUGAGAAGCAUCGCUGCUACUAAUUCCCUUAGGACUACUCUUACUCCAAUAUUUUGGGUUGACGAGGGGAUGUCUUUGCCUGAAGACCUGACUAACAUGAUCAAAAGAAGACUGUUAGGUUCAUUAAAUUUAGUAGACAUAUUUAUACCUAUACUUAUAUCUUUGAGUGUUGUUCUGGCUGUUUUUGGAGUGGUACUCGUUAUUUGGACCAAGAGACGCUCGAAGAUCAACAUUUAAAUAUACCUCAAGCCAAACUAUUGACGAACGUAAUAUGUAGAACUAUGUGAUCGCAGAUAUCGAUUAGAUGUAUCUGUGUGCCUAUUAUUAAAAUAUUGUAACAUUAAACUAG
Pieris brassicae (large cabbage white) is the source of this 1697-nucleotide messenger RNA. It is a transcript of the gene Snmp2, whose product is annotated as sensory neuron membrane protein 2. NCBI's taxonomy places the organism in Eukaryota, Metazoa, Arthropoda, Insecta, Lepidoptera, Pieridae. The record is from RefSeq and is a predicted model, not a curated record. Gene Ontology annotation, cellular component: cytoplasm; membrane. Gene Ontology annotation, molecular function: scavenger receptor activity. The transcript is spliced from 9 exons. Bases 65 to 1585 code for a protein of 506 amino acids.